This is a messenger RNA of Chironomus riparius, 2368 nucleotides long. NCBI's taxonomy places the organism in Eukaryota, Metazoa, Arthropoda, Insecta, Diptera, Chironomidae. The record is from the annotation of a GenBank genome assembly.
UAGACACAUAUAAAUGUAUAUACUAGUCCUUAAAAGUCGUCAUUUUUUGUCAUCAUAGAAUAUUUUUCAUACAACAUGGACACACUUUAUACAACUGGUCACGGAUUUCAUGGCUUUCCAUCCUCAUUCAAUAUAUCUUCACCCACAUCAUCAUUAUAUAAUCCCGGUUCUGCAUGGGGCAGUCAAGAAGGUAUUGUGGCAUUGGGUGUCGUACUUGGCAGUUCAAUAUCCUUAGUCGGAUUAGCAUUUGCUUUUAUCACUUACAGUCUAUUCAGUGACCUGAGGUCAUUAGCAGGUACAACCCUUCUAAGCCUGCUAGCGUCAUUAUUUAUGAGUCAGCUGCUAUUUGUCAUUGGUGUUGGUGGAAUUCAGGACGCCGAAUUAUGCUUAUCACUAUCAUUAGCGCUGUUGUUUAUGAAAUUGGCAUCAUUAUGUUGGAUCUGUUGUUGUUGCCAUCAUUCUCUUAUUAUAUUUCGUCGAAACAGAAACAUAUCUCUUCAGCCAGAACAGAAAAUGGGAAAAGUUUUCGCACAUUACAGUUUAUUUUCAUGGGGUUUUCCAUUAUUGAUGUUAAGUGUUUCAGCUGCCUUCAUUUAUAAGGAACGUGAUGCAAAAGCCUCCUCGUCAAGAGGUAAUCAGCUUGCGGAGGAAGGAAACAGUGACAUACAUUGUUGGUUAAUGCAUGGAUCGAGCUAUAUUUGGGGAUUUCUUGUUCCCGCAAGCAUUCUUUUAUUUGCUGGAUUUUAUCUAUCAUCGCAGCUUUCUAGUGCCGUCAAAUUAACUGCUGCUUUGCAGAUAGAUCAACGUGCAAGAAAUAAAAUUAUUAAAAGACGUGGGCUUCAAGUUGGAUUGUUUUUUAAGCUUUUGUUGAUAUUGACAGUUGUGCAGCUCAUUGGAGCGAUAGCCUCGAUUACUGAUAUGUCAGAAUUAUGGGCAGUGUAUAGUGUUAGCCAGGGAAUUCAGGGUCUUCUCAUAUCAAUGCUGGUUUCAUGUAAUUGUAAAGUUUUGAGACUUUAUGCACAACCCCGAGGCACAAAAAAACGAAAAGACAAUUAUUCAAGUCUUAAAGAGGGUGAAGGUGGACGAUUUGGCAUCCUGUCAGUAACAAAUCCUAAUUAUGAAAAUUUUGUGACGGCUCAAACGCCAACAACAGAAAUUGACCAGAGUCUCGUAAAAAUGUCAUACAAAGAGGAUAAUUUCAUUGAGCGAAAUGAAUUUCAUUCACAACAGCCUAUAAACGAUAAAAUUUUUGGCGAUUUAUCGAGUGCAUUAAAUAUAAAUGAAAUAGUCAAUGGACCGACUCCUAAAACCGUUUAAAUUUUUAAUAUUACCCAACUAUCUUAUCAUUUCACUUCUUUUAUUACAUUCUCGCAAACAAUAAUCAAUAAUGGGAACAUGAUAGUAUAGAUGGAGAGAGUGGGUUAAAAAAUGCUCAUGCAUGAGCUACGAGAGUGUGUCAGAAAACUCAAUAUACAAUCAAAGAAUAAAUUGAAACCUAAUCAAAACAAUUCUUUUGAUUUGAUUUUGCUGUUUUUGACCCUUAACUUUAGUAAAACAAGCGCAUUCAAAUAGAUAUUGAUAAAUUCAUCAUUGGAGAUUGAAAAUUAUUUUGCGUUUUAUUAUGCAAAACCCUUAAAACCUAAAGACCAGUAUGUUCCAAAUGUCAACUACAUUUUAUGAAAAUGUGCUAAGUCUGACAUUGUAAAAACACAAAUAGAACAGAAAGAAAAAUCCAAAUAGUAUUUUAGUACACUGUUAUAAAAAAGGAGUAUCGAAGGAGAAAAUAAACGGAAAAGGACAAUAAAUUGAAUUUGAUGGCAGCAGCUUUAUUUGAACAAUCUCAAUGUGUCCCUUGUAUAUACACAAAAAAUAUAUCUAGUAAAUAUUCAUACAAAUAUACAUGUAUGCAUGUUUCUACGAAUGACUUUUCAUUCCUUUCCUGUACAUUUAUAAAUAAAUUGAGAAGAAUAAAUGAAACGGCAAAGAAGCAUAAAUGAGAGGCCCAUACAUCAGCCAUCAGAAAAAAACUUGUCAUAAGAGUGACAUAAGAAUAACUUUUGAUGUCAUGUCCACACACUCGUUUGGAAAAAAAUCUGAAAUCCCUUAUCAUUUCUCUUUUCUCCUAUACUUCGAACAUUUAUUCUUCCUUUUCUAUCCGCCUUCUAAUAAUAGUGCAUGAAAAAAGUAACUGAAUGACGAUGGCCAACAUUAAAAGUUCUUUUGAAAAUAAAAUGAAAGAAACAAAGAAACAUGCGAAGGAAAAAAAAAUAAAAACUUCUGGAAAAGGAUUUUCAAGCUUGAUAUGAGGUUGAUAUGAAUAAUAUAUUUAUUGUGUUCUAUUGAUACCAGAUAUAUAUAUAUAUAUAUA